Molecule: messenger RNA, 1387 nt
Organism: Cryptococcus deneoformans JEC21
Lineage: Eukaryota; Fungi; Basidiomycota; Tremellomycetes; Tremellales; Cryptococcaceae
Exons: 6
Coding region: 79-1323 (414 amino acids)
Molecular function (GO): acyltransferase activity, transferring groups other than amino-acyl groups
Source: RefSeq, a predicted model, not a curated record
ACAUUCAACGGCUGUUACAUUUGGUCACUGCGUAGUCUUGAUCUCUUAAGGCUAACUUUUCCCGAAGAAGAGUCGAAAAUGGUGAAUAUCUUAGAACAAAAGGUAGACGAAGUCAGGCUGGAAGGAAAGCUCAGAGAAGGUGAAGAUUCUGCAGGAGAAAGCGAAACGGAAGACAUUCCAGCUCCUGAUGGAGAGCCAUCCAUAAAGAACAAGAAGAAGAAAAAGAAGAAGAAGGGGAAGAGCAAGGCAUCUAGCGGAGCAAAUCCCUUAUUAGGCAGUAUUCCUGAUGAAGAACCUGCCCCUCCGCCCGAGACUCCUGAGGAAAAGGCCAAAUGGGAUAAGGAGCUGAAGAAGGGAUGUAGGACAUUCUCUUUACCAUCGUGGUAUGUCUUGGAUGAUAGGACUCGGCCGAUCCUCAACACCUUCUUAACCCCUUCGUGUAAAAAGUUUGCUUUACAAACACCCAGACUACGCUUGCGUCAGGUAGAGGUUGGGGAUACGACUGGAAUAAGAAGAAUAAAAAUGGAGCCUACUGUACAAAGGACCCAGCUCUACGGAUCACCUUCCAUUUCUGAUAUCAAAGAGUCUUUCCAGAACCGUUACAUCCGAUCCAGCAUCCCACGAGCCUCCACAUCUACCGAUACAAAAUACAGGGAAGAAUAUGUUUUUGCCAUCACUGCCCUCGACCCUUCUUCUUUAGCCAUCAAACCUGCGGGCAACGUUCGGAUAACCAACCGCCUCACCUCUGCAGAGGGGUACAUAGGCAACAUUGCCCUCUCCCUCUUAUUCACUGACUCAUGCCCUUCAUUACUUCCUCAGAAGGGCCAGGUUUAUACCCAGCCGACGUUUGAGCAGUUCAAGAAGAUGGGAUUGGUGGGCAAGAUGUUUUACGAGGUACAUCCGCAACUUUGGGGGCAGGGGAUCAUGAGUGAGGCGUUUGUGGAGGUUUUGAGGUUUGCAAUGGAGGAAGUAGGAUGUACCUUGGUGCAAUCUGAUCCGACUGUCAACAACGAUGCUUCCAUCCGAUUAUGUACCAAAAACGGCAUGCACUUUGUCGAAAAGCGCGAUAAUGAGUGGGAUAAACCUCAGCUCAUACACGAAAUAUCGAGUAAGACAUGGUGGGAGAAGAAUCGGCCGGGCAAGGUGGUAAUGGAUAGAUGGGGUGGGAAGGAAGUUUGUCGAUGGUGUCUCAAUUUUAGACUUGCAACGCCAACGAUUCAAUGCCAACAUUGCGACUGGGCAAAAUAUUGUUCAAGGGAAUGUCAGAGAGCGGACUGGGUAAGAACGAAUGGGCAUCAAUCGGAGUGUGAUCUGAAACCAUAGGGGGGCUAUAGAUGUAUCUUUCAAUCAAUCUAGAGGUAUAUAUAGUGACUUAUUGCAACUCUGA